GAACCAAGCGCAGACGAGCCUGUUUCCGGCCGGAAGUGUGAGUGUCGCACCCCAUAAGCAGCGAGGACCGACACACGCCAUUGUAUGAAUUUGUAGCGUUCGCGUCUUUUACGUUUAGUUUUAUUAAGGUUUUAUGUGCGGAUAGAUUUAACAGUCUCUUGUUAAAUCAUCGACUCCCGUUUUAAGGACAAACGUUUUAUUUACAAUCAAGGACAUGGCAUCAGAUUCGUGGGCCCAGGCUGUCGAUGAACAAGAAGCCGCAGCGGAAUCGAUAGGCAGCUUGCAAAUAAAUGAAAAAGAUGACAAGCUGAAAGCUGAAGCAAAUGGGGCAAAGACAGAAGGCAAUGGAGAGAAGACCGAGGACGAUGAUAAAGACGACAAGGCGGCACAGUCACUACUGAAUAAACUGAUCCGCAGUAAUCUAGUGAACACGACCAAUCAAGUUGAAGUCCUUCAGAGGGAUCCGAGCUCUCCGCUCUACUCCGUCAAGUCGUUUGAAGAGCUACGAUUGAAACCUCAGCUGCUGCAAGGAGUGUAUGCCAUGGGUUUCAACAGGCCCUCCAAAAUCCAGGAGACUGCGUUGCCCAUGAUGCUUGCAGAACCUCCACAGAAUCUGAUCGCUCAGUCUCAGUCAGGCACGGGUAAAACAGCUGCCUUUGUGCUGGCCAUGUUAAGUCACGUGGACCCUGAAAACAGAUGGCCUCAGUGUCUGUGUGUGUCCCCCACAUACGAGCUCGCCCUACAGACGGGCAAGGUCAUCGAACAGAUGGGCAAAUUUUACCCUGAAGUCCAACUGGUGUACGCCAUUAGAGGAAACAAAUUGGAGCGGGGGACAAAAUUACAGGAACAGAUCGUGAUUGGCACUCCUGGUACUGUUUUGGAUUGGUGCCAAAAGCUUAAAUUCAUCGACCCCAAGAAGAUCAAGGUGUUCGUCUUGGAUGAAGCUGAUGUCAUGAUCGCCACACAGGGCCAUCAAGACCAGAGCAUUCGUAUCCAGAGGAUGCUUCCUAAAACCUGCCAGAUGCUGCUGUUCUCUGCCACAUUUGAAGACACCGUGUGGAACUUCGCAAAGAGGAUCGUUCCCGACCCCAACAUCAUUAAACUGAAGCGCGAGGAGGAAACUCUGGACACCAUCAAGCAGUACUACGUCAUCUGCAACAGCAAGGAGGAGAAAUUCCAGGCUUUGUGCAACAUCUACGGAGCCAUUACUAUCGCACAGGCCAUGAUCUUCUGCCACACCAGGAAAACCGCCGGGUGGCUGGCAGGAGAGCUGUCCAGAGAAGGCCACCAGGUGGCGCUGCUCAGCGGAGAGAUGCAGGUGGAACAGAGGGCAGCGGUCAUUGAACGUUUCCGUGAUGGCAAGGAGAAAGUUCUCGUUACCACUAACGUCUGUGCUAGAGGUAUUGAUGUGGAGCAAGUUUCAGUCGUCAUCAACUUUGAUCUGCCGGUGGACAAGGAUGGAAACCCUGACAACGAGACGUAUUUGCACAGAAUCGGGCGUACUGGGCGAUUCGGCAAGAGGGGGUUGGCGAUCAACAUGGUGGACAGCAGAUUUAGCAUGAAUAUCCUCAACCGCAUCCAGGAGCACUUCAAUAAGAAAAUCGAGAAGCUGGACACAGAUGAUUUGGAUGAAAUUGAGAAAAUCGCCAACUGAGCGGCUGUCUUUGUUCUUCUAAUAGGACUGUGCUCACGCUACAUUUUAAUUCAGAGGCUGGAAGCAGAGCUGUGCCGGAGAGGAUGUUUACAUGUGGAGCAGUUUUAUCUCGGAUGAUGUUUUUAUAGGUUUUGUUUAAAUGCAUUUCACUCUUUGUACUUCUUAAUAAAUUCUGAAUGUCUAGUCUUAACGUCACGUGUACGGGAAUGCUACAAUAGCGGUCCAGGAUAGUGGCACAAGGAAUAUGCCUUUCAAUAUAUCCACAAUUUCAUCAUGAACAUUUUAAAUUGACUUUUAACAGCCUGCCUUCACACAAAAAAUUACAUUGACUGUUAUAUUGAUUUCAUGGGACUCCAAACCAAGGACUGAAAUUGUCAUAAUUGCGGAUGAGAUUUUUGUGAAACGAGCUGAAUUUUGUGAAAGUGUGCAGAGUGCUACGCUUCAUGAAAAACGUGCAUUUUCAGUCAAGUUUAUUUGUGUUGUAUGAAUUUGAUUUGGUGUGAAACUCCAAACUAGGAGUCAAAAUGCAGGGUUUAUUUAACAUUAUGAGAGAUUGCUGUUAUUGUGUUAUACAUUAAUACUUGAUACCUCAUGACACUGCCACAGAAGGGAUGCUGGCAGUUAUUGGCUUCGAAUUAAACUGAAACAGUUGCCAAAAUCCUUUUAUUGGUAUGAAAUUAUGCAAAAGCCAAAGAUUUGUGCCUCCAUUGGCUUCGCCAGUAUUUAACAUGGAAUAACACAAACGUAUCUAUUCAUCAUGUACAAAUAUUGUCAUAUUUAAUAAGUACAAAGAGUGAAACUGUUGUUGUAUUUAACAGAUGCAGAUGCGUCACGGCAUUCGUUGUAAGAGUGCUCUGGAGCAGAGGCAUUAUUUGUGUUCCCGGUAACAGACUGCAUUGAAUUGGAAAUGAUCAGGUUCACGUACACAAAUGCAACCGAAGGCUGUGCCACAUUCCCAUUUGCAGCCGCCUUAAAAAUGAAAAAGGCACAUGUGAGCGCAUCCUCUACAAUCUCACUGUAUUCUUCAGGGUAGCCAUAGAAAAUGAUUAUUUUAUAUUAUGGGACGUUUUAAUUUAACCACUUGAAACUCAACUGACACUGCACUCGGCUCCAUUAUAUAUGCAUUAUGAUAGACGUAUAUUUUAUUCGUUGGUAUGCGAAUAGUGAGGUUGGGGUAAAGUGUGUCAGUCGCAUCUUUGAAGGGAAGACUUUUCUUGAUAAAGAAUUACUAGAUUAAAUAUAUCUCCUGAUGCCUUGUUCAUUUUCUCAGUUUGGUUCAAGCUGUCAAUCAUACCUGUUACGAUGAUGUUAAAUAGAGGGUUUUAUUUUGAAAUUUCAAAUUUAAAUUUGAAAUCUGAUUAAAGACUAUCUAGAAACCAACACUUGAUCUGGUGUCGCAUCAGAUAAUAAAUGGACUUGUCUCUGUUAUCAAACACAUUCCUGCAUAAUCAUUGCAUUUUUUUUUUUUUUUUUUUAUUAGUAUUUGACUGAAAUACCCAUAAUGCUUGAGGACAAUUCAAUAAUGAUGUUUCCACAGCACCAUGAGGCUGCUCAUAGCAGUUUGUCAUGUUCACCUCAAUGAAGAUGUUUUUGUAACAUUCACUCUCAUUCAUUUAUGUGAAAAAUGUUUUGAUAUUUUUUUUCAACAAACAUGCACUUACAGCUGACAAAUCAGCCUUUUGAAAUGAUUAAUAAUUUCCAUGUUUCACCUCAAUUGAAUGUUGAUGACAAAAAAGUAUGUAUCUCUUUAAAAGUGAUCUGUCAUGACAGAUUGGGUGUGUUUGGAGCGGAUCAGUGACUGUCUGGAUGUUACAGGAUGAGGAAUGCUUGCUUGCCGCAGAUCUUGAUAAAACUGUUUAACAAAUCCAGCACCUCUCAGGUCUGCUGCUUUUGUGGUGAUACUGAUGUCUGAAUGAUGUGUGCUAGAAUAAAACUACGAAUCAAAGUAUCUUUGACCAAC
Molecule: messenger RNA, 3614 nt
Organism: Onychostoma macrolepis
Lineage: Eukaryota; Metazoa; Chordata; Actinopteri; Cypriniformes; Cyprinidae
Gene: ddx19b
Product: DEAD-box helicase 19b
Exons: 12
Coding region: 215-1654 (479 amino acids)
Biological process (GO): poly(A)+ mRNA export from nucleus
Cellular component (GO): nucleus; cytoplasmic stress granule
Molecular function (GO): RNA binding; RNA helicase activity; ATP binding
Source: RefSeq, a predicted model, not a curated record